Messenger RNA from Paramuricea clavata, 5387 nucleotides. The record is from the annotation of a GenBank genome assembly. NCBI's taxonomy places the organism in Eukaryota, Metazoa, Cnidaria, Anthozoa, Malacalcyonacea, Plexauridae.
AUGCGAGAGAAGGAUUUCGGAAUUGAGAACACGGACAAAAAUGGGCGAGUUGUGUAUGUCGAAAAGGGUAGUUUCUUGAUCGAGAUACUGAAGCACAUUGAUGCUGGUGGUGACAGUGGAUGUCUUUGUGAGAUAUAUUGUUCUUUUAGGGAACAGUCCAGGUAUUAACAUUAAUAAAUAAAUGCAUCGUAAUAUUUCAUAUUUAAUUUGACAAAUUCACAUAAUAUUUAUAUCUAUAUCAUGCAUCCUCUUUUAGCUACAUAUAAUUUGCAUAACACAUUGUCAUUGAUAUAAAUUUAUUGGCUGCUAAUAUACAAUAUUACUUUGAAUCGUCUGCUGGUAAUGAUACAUUUAUUUAAUUAAACAAAUGUUAAUGAAUGUAAAAGACAUUUUCCUACUAUACUUGUUGAACUUUUCGCUUAUUAAGACUAAAUGUUGUCUUCCAUAUUUCCACAAUCUAUUGCGGUUCCUCUUUGUCUUUCUAUAAAAACGUAUAACAUGCAUGUAUUAAAUUUAGUUAAAUGCCUAGGACCAGUAGGACUGCUAUUUGGGCUUUUGCGAAUUUUUAUUUAUGCAUACUAAAGUUUAAACGAACGGGUACGCCAGCUUUUUGUUAUAUUUAAUUGUACACUGACAUUAUCAAAGUUUCAAUAUUACAACAAUCAGUAUUACACCUAGUUCUUUUCUUGUAACAACAAACCAAACAUAAAAAUUUUAACACAGCAAGCCAAUAUAUGCGCAAAAAAUAACGGACGCAUGUCGUUCAUAUAGGCUACCCUGGGAACGAAGUUGGAUUUUAUUGUCACCUACUACAAUGUCCCUGCUAUGUAAAGUCCAUACAGACUGGACGCGAAUUUUCACUGACAUUGAACUUUAAUACUGUUCUAUGCUUUUCAGAUCGGAACCACUUAAGCCAGUUAAGCUAUUUGGUCUGCAUAUCUUGUAAAAUUUUUAUCUGUUGACGAUUUAAUUGAAAAUAAAAAAAAAUAAACUGAAAAUUUGCGUUGUGUGUGUUGUCUAAUCACGUUCGGUUGGUAUGGGCCGAUACACUUUUGACAUUUACAUUGUAUUCCAUUGGCAAUCAUAUGUAGGCUGUAUGCAUGCAAACCCUUUUCAGUGUGGUUAUUUCCAGAGUGUUUUUGUGAACUCCUACGUCGCAUAAUUAAAAAGUCUGUUCUCAACAAGAGUGACUAGUGUACUAACAAUCCUUUGAACAAUCCUGUGAAUACACUUAAUUGUAUGAAUAUGCCUUGUGUCUUGUAAUAUAAUAGUUUGUGACAGUUUAAUUCAUAAGAUUUGCAAUACUCGUGUGCCAACAAAAGAAAAGUAUUACAAUGGUCAAUACUUUGUUUAUCGUUUAAAUAUAGAAGAACAAUUUUACCUUCUCACUCCUUUGUUGAUUUAACUUGACCAUUUCUUUCAAACGAAUUAUUUUAGAUAAUAAAAUGGAACCAUUGCAAAGCUUGCUAACUGCAUUCUGUUUGCAAACUUUGUUUGCUUUAGCCUGGGGUGUGACGCAUGCUUUUAAAAUUUACGUCAUCAACUUACCUGAACUCAUAGCUGCAUGGUAGGUGUUUUGAGAUGCAACUGACAAGUUGUUGCCUUGCUGGAAGGAGGAAAAUAGGGUAUAUGACAUUUGUUGAAAAAGUGGUUAAACAUUCGUUUUUAACUUAGACUCAGUCUUUUCCAUCAUGCGUCUGGCUUUUCCAUCAUGUUUAGAGGAUGUGUUACAAUUACAGUGGAAUCCAACUAUCUUGUUUCACUUUAUCUCGAACUAAAAGUUAAUCCCCUUGAAAUAUGCAUGGCAGUGGACCUCACAAAGUGUUUGAGCCAGCGGCAUCAUUUGCUACUGCUUAUCUCUAAAUUGUCUGGACCUUGAUAGUCCACAACAGGAAAUAACCGACCACAGAGUUUAUUUAGGUCGCCAAAAAUAAUUUGUUCAAGAAAAAAAUUUUUUACUUGUCGGUUGAAAAUGACCUGACACCCUCCCUGGAAAAUUUCCUGAGGACGGCCCUGAAUAACCAUUGCAUGCAUCAAACAUAUAAACUAUUCAUUUUCAUUAUUCAUGCGGAUGUGGUAAGCCUUUCGAACAUUGCAUAACACAAUAAAUGUGAAACUUUUUGCACAAGCUUCAAGUUAUUUAGCUUGAACGCAACUCUCACUAUUUCAAUCUCCCACUAUAUCGAAUAAUUCCUCAUAAUAAUGUAAGAGUUCGAAGCUUAAAUAUACUCAAUCUAUUUUGUAAUUUAAUGUAAAGAUUGAAAAUUUUCUGGGGAUUUUUAUGGACAAAAUCUUGCCAUUUGCAAGGGUCGAAUACAUUUCGAAUGCCAUUUCUUCCAUUUUGCAUAUAUUGUUAGCUGAACUUUGGGCUUUUACUAAUAUUGACCUGCUCUUUUCAUUUCUUGCGUUCAUUUUGACAGUUUCUAGUUUUCGUGUCAUGCACGUGACCAAUGUUUGAUUCAUACUUCGUCAACUUGCUAUUACCGAACUAAUUAUCUAAGUAGUAAGUAACUGAAAAAAAAGGUCAAUACCUUUCAGAUUUUAUCCAUUGGACCAUACACGCAUGUGCGGCGAUCCAAAGCGAUGCAUCUCUUUGAAUGUAGAUAGCACAGGAAAAAUCUCAGUGAUCACUUUGUAAAAGGGAACUAAUGAACGGAUGUCCUAUUUAAUAUUAUACUUUUUAGGGAAUGUUUCUUCAGGCUCCAAAGAGUAAUGACCGGAGGACCUGGAAAAUUUGUGGAAGAGUUAAACCGAUCUUUUGGAUCAGGAGUACUUACGAGUACUUUGGAACCACUGGAGUUUCGAAUUUUUUUAAAUGGCUAAUGAAAAACUAUUUCAGGUAUAUUUCAUGUAGUAAAUCUUGUAUACGUACCCUAAUAUGCGCUGAUUCGAAAGCUGAAAAUAUUGAUCUCAAAACACCUGUUUUUAAACCUUGAGCCCUUAUGUAUUAAUCUAAUCCAAUCCUUUAAUUAAAUAACUUUUUUCAACUCAUUGAUGCUAUUGUUGUUUUGAUACCAUGGGGAUAAACAACGUUCAUAGGCACCAUAGCUAUAUAUAAAUUAACUACAUUUGUAGGUUUAACCUUAUUUCUUCAUUCGUUUAUGUAUUCGAAACCACUAUAAUACACAUGCACCUCGUGUUUUGUAUAAUACAAGAUACAUUUCAUUUUAUAGAAAAUGUCGCAUUAACAAUAGGAGAGACACCUACAAGGCAGCAAGCUGUAUUGGUCGACAACCAGAAAGUAAUACAUGGGUGCUUGGUAAACAUAUUGAAAUAACUGGCGAUGGAAAUUUGGUUGAUCCGGAGAAUACGUCAUUUGUAUUCAUCAAGAGUCUUCUUGAUUCCGAAGCGUCUUGCCAUGUUACAACCUCGUUCCCAGGGCUUUUCCCUUUUUGUCAUUGGGAAGGCGGGAAAAGGCCCUGGCACCGUCCGGUCUUCUAUGUGUUCUGAUUGGUCAAUGACAAGACAUUAUUAUGCAAAUAAUGCAAUCUUGGAUUAAUUUAUUCAAACUUUGGGAUAAAUUAACAUUUCAUGCAAGGAGUGUCCAUUAUUAAUACUUUGUCCGUCUAAGAAAUAUUUUUGGCAAAAUCUGUGGCAAAAUGGUUAAAUUCGAUAAGAUUUAUACACAAUUUGUCAAAGGUUAGUAUUAUUGUUUGUUUUAAAGUGCCUAUCUAAUGAUUGAGGUUUUUACAUAUUUGCCAUAUUUCGAACAUUUUAAGACGAUUUGCUUAAUAUUCUCAUAAGCAAAAAUUUAAUCUUCCUUAUCAUUUUUGCUGUUAAAGUUGGCUAAUUGAAAAUACGAUCGGGAGAAAAGAGCCUGGUAAGUACUUGCCGGAAGUGACGUACACCCAGGGAGAGGCUUUCAAGAGAAAACCUCGCAUAUCAUGUAAAUGUAUAAACUAUAGGAAAACAUUGUAGUGUUUUUCGCUAAAAAAUGCCAAAUAGGUGUGUUGUGUAUGGCUGUUCUAAUGAACCGAACCUCGAAAAGGAUAUUGUGCUGCAUUGUAUACCAUUCGUGGAUGAUGAGCGACAAGAAGCUCGGAAAAGACGAAAGAAGUGGAUCGAUUUCGUUCAGCGUAAGAGAUUAAAAUGGACACCUGGGACGACAUCGUCAACAUGCUCGCAGCAUUUUAAAGAAGAUGACUUUCAAAGGAAAUUUUUUGUCCUUGGUUCGGAAGAAAAAAACAUGAAAUAUAUGCCUCGAUUGAAAAGAGACGAAAUAGGAAUCAGUGUGUGUCCAUCUGUUUACUUGUCCUCGUCGACAAAGCCAAAAGAGAUGGAAAGAGAUAUUCGCCGCAAGGUGAGAUACAGUACUUCGUCCAAAAUUCCUUUACACCUUUAAUUAAUAAACAUUUUUUUAGAUGUAUAUAUUUAAUUUAUAUAGAUUUUUCAUGCAAAGUAUGGUGAGUCGUCAACUCAGAGUAGUGGCGAAACAAGUCAAGUGACAGACCCGGAAAAUAUCGACCAGGAACACCCAGAUGUCAUGGACAUGGAAGUAUGUAUUUAACAUGAGUGCUUUAAUAUAUUCAUGGCAAAUGGGUAUAGUAACUUAAUAUUCUAAACGUAUAUUUUAAUAUUUUGUCAACUUCUAAUUUUGUUCUGCCACUGGUAAUGAGAACAAUUAUAAAGUUUUAAGUAUCUUUUUAUGCUGUUCUAGAUGCCAGCUGAUAUAGAAACUGCUCCUGUUACCAUGAAAGAAGCUUGGACUCAAACUCAGUCACUACCAACAUGUACUAACUGUCAGAAACUGGAAAAUGAUAAGCGUCUUCUUCACAACGAAUUAAUUACCAUAAAAGAAAAAUUAAAGUUACAUUUAUCUAACCAAGGUAAUAAUCUAUGCAUGUCUUUAAUAUAUGGGGGGUGGGUUAUGGGGGGCAUUUCCAGAAUGAAGUAAGGGCAUAGGGAUAUAAAAAUUGACAAUCCUAGGCCAGUACUAUAACACUUGGUAGAAGUAUUUUUUACUGCAUCAUUUUUAUUGGUUUAUGGAGAUAAGAAAAUUAACAUAUAAGUGACUUCCAAUUAGCUGUGAAUGUCUGAAAUAUAUGGAAAAAACAUCUUCACCAGAGUGUGUAUAGUCACUGAACAUAAAAAAAUAAAAUGUGUUUGUUGUAGAUACAUCAGCCACCAUUGGUUGUGAGAGUGAAACCCAGAAAUGUGAUACUCCCAGCACUACUGCCAUUCCUGACGUCAGCAGCAUUCCUGACUAUAGCAGCAUUCCUGACUAUAGCAGCAUUCCUGACUAUAGCAGCAUUCCUGACUAUAGCAGCAUUCCUGACUAUAGCAGCAUUCCUGACUAUAGCAGUGUUCAAGAUGAGCAUGAGAUGUCUGGUAAAGAAUUGGUGGAGAAGAUUCAUCCCAAGGAGAUAGGUAUAAAUGACUUUAAUUAA